This is a messenger RNA of Esox lucius (northern pike), 2559 nucleotides long. It is a transcript of the gene pkdc, whose product is annotated as protein kinase-like domain containing. Lineage: Eukaryota; Metazoa; Chordata; Actinopteri; Esociformes; Esocidae. The transcript is spliced from 2 exons. Bases 948 to 1907 code for a protein of 319 amino acids. The record is from RefSeq and is a predicted model, not a curated record.
ACCCAGUAGGAAUUUUACCUCAUACGAGUAAUACAACAAGGAAAAUCAGAAUCCCUACUUGCCAUGAACAUUUAAAAUACCUUUUCAGAUAGCCAGCGGAGUACAAUAGAUUUCCCCGCCAGCUAUGACCUGGCUAAGUGGCCAUACGUUUUUAUUUUUCUAUUCUAUGUAAUUCGUGUUAAUAUAUUGUCUGACUACCCGGUAGUAGUUCGGGCAGUCAUUGUGAUAAUUCAUUACGCUCUAUGACCUUACUCUGUGAUUACUUGGUGCGUGUUACUCCUUUGCAGAUGUUCUGACUUUCCUCCGAGAGUAUUUCCAUGUUAAAUACUGUUGCCUCUGAUCGGCUUUUUAGUGUUCCGCGUCUCGGUGGCAAUGUGUAUUGUCCCCCAGAGUGGUAUGAAUAUUGGCGAUUUUCGAAAUUGUAAAUUCCCAUCAAGCGAAUUUCGUUAGUAGACGACGUCACGUCAGCUUGUUUUGGAUAAUGGAGCAGAAUUGUAGAAAUAACUAUUGUAGAUAGUUGUAGAAAUAACUAUUUCUACAAUUCUAUAGAAAUUGUUUACUGCACAGAUUAGUGUAGUAAACGUGGACACGACACUUGUCAAUUUUGUCUUUGACGCUACGGCUAGAGGAAGUGUUUGGCCUAAUCCAUCAAAAACAGGAAUGUAAAAGAAUAGUGGUUCGCUGAUAAUCUUGAUAAUUAUCAUGGAACUCUCAAUGAACAGAUGCCGGAGUCAGAUCCUACUCAUACCGCACUUGAUUACGAAUGCAGUUUACACUCCAAUCCAGUUGGUGGCUGUAUUGCGCCAUUUAAUGGUUUGCUUGGCUUAAGUCCAUUGCUAGUAAAUGUUGAAGAGUGUAUGUCGGGUGGAUGUAAGUAACAUAAUAAAUCAACCUGAUUUCGUCGUGCACCACUUGUAAAUGUGCCGGCGAAAGACUCCCUUUCAAGAAUGAAACAAGAAUACCAGGACCUGAUUUUGCAGGCAUGUGGUGCAACAGCCCUGCGUGUGGGUGAAAAAAUCCAGACGUUGUGGAGUGGUUAUGGCCAGAUAGUUAGGGUCCAUUUAGAGGGCUGUGAACAGCCCUCUGUCGUUGUCAAACAUGUCAUGUUCCCAAAGCAAUGCAAGCGCCCUGGAGGCUCAAACACAGACCUGUCUCACAUGCGCAAGGUGAGGUCCUACCAUGUGGAGACGUACUGGUACCAGAACUACUCCACCAAUGAUGGCUGUCGGAUGCCAGCCUGUCUGGCAGCUCAUUCGUAUGGGGAUGAACACCUGAUUGUUCUGGAGGACCUGGAUGUGGCCGGCUUCAACCAGAGAAGGACCAGCGUUACAGAUGCAGAGAUUAGGGCCUGUCUCAGCUGGUUGGCUAACUUCCAUGCCCUAUUCCUGGGGGUGUCACCAGAAGGGCUGUGGCCCAUUGGAACCUACUGGCAUUUGGAGACACGCCCCGAUGAGUUGGAGGCCAUGGACGACGCCCAGCUCAAAGCGGCUGCUGGAAAGAUUGACAGGGUCCUCAAUGAAUGCCGCUUCAAGACCAUUGUCCAUGGAGAUGCCAAAUUGGCUAACUUCUGCUUCUCUGGGAGUGGGCGGAGCGUGGCAGCAGUGGACUUUCAGUAUGUAGGUGGAGGCUGUGGGAUGAAAGAUGUUAUCUAUAUCCUAGAAGAGAUUGAGGAAAAGCAGCUGGAAAAGAGGGUACCUGGUCUGCUAGAUCACUACUUCACUGAAUUGAGGGCAUCAGUAAGCAAGCAAGUGGACUUUAAUGCGCUAGAGAAGGAGUGGAGGGACAUGUUUGCCUUUGCCUGGACAGACUUCCAUCGCUUUCUCCUGGGGUGGAUGCCAGGUCACCGGAAGAUUAACAGAUACACCAAGCAGCUGACUAAAGAGGUGCUGAGGAAACUAAAACUGUAACUUUAACUGCUGCUUUUCAGCCUGUUUAAUCACCUGCAGUUCUGAUUGGGUUGUAUUGUACUGUGAACUGAUUAGUUAUGUGUUGUUGGAAACAGCACAGCAGAUUAUCUGCGGAUGGAUUAGAGUCCUAUUUAUUUCUGAUAUUAUCUUAUGCCCACCUUACUCUGUUGGAUGAUGUUGUGAACAGCUUGUAAGGGAAUUGUACCGUUUAUCUACAAUACAGUUGGUUGCCAAUUUUCCCCAGUCACAAUUAUCCUUACCUUAAAUAAUUAUUAUUACUGAAAGUCAAUAUCUACAGUUCUUUUGAAAAAGCCUUAUGUUGCCAGUGUAUACACUGACCAUUAUUUUUCGGUGCUAGGUUGUCUGGCUGUCUCAACUUGGUAAACUGAUCUCUCAUCAGAAUCACCUUUAUGUGCAAAUUACAUUUAUACACAGACAGUAUUUUUACGUGAUGUAAUAACGCUGCUAGUGGUAGACAACAUCAAGCAAACAGAAUAAACAAGGUCCACACAAAGUUGAUCUACAUUUACAAUGGAUGGUGAGUAUAUUAGGUAAUAGGAGUAUAUCCUACACAUUGAUUUACAGUGCCAGUAGACUAUAUGCAUAUACAGCUCCAGAAAAAAUUAAGAGACCACUGCACCUUUUUAUUUCC